GCGAGAGGCGUGGGGAGGAUUGUCCUCUCGGCCCGCAAGACUGCCCCCUGCUCCGGCGUCCAUACGCGCCGCUCCUCAAGCUUCGGCGGGGUGUGGCUUUUGGCCCGAGUUCUCGCCGGUCCUUUCAUUUCCCACCCGCGGCUGCAGCCUUCUGCUGUCCGGGCCGUUUCCUAACUUGCAUCUCCCCACCCUGAACCGGCUGCCCCAGUAUCGGUUCCCCGGCCCGCUGUCCUCUGCCCUUCGUGCUCCGCGAAGUGUGUCUGUCUAUGAUCCUGGGCCCCAUGGCGCUGCAGGCGCUGCAGAGCUCGGGGGUGGCCUUCCGCAAGAUCCUGUCUCACUUCCCCGAGGAGCUGAGCCUGGCUUUCGCCUACGGCUCCGGGGUGUACCGCCAGGUGGGGCCCAGUUCAGACCAGAAGAAAGCCAUGCUAGACUUUGUUUUCACAGUAGAUGACCCUGUCACAUGGCACUCAAAGAACCUGAAAAAAAAUUGGAACCAUUACUCUUUCCUAAAAGUUUUGGGACCCAAGAUUAUCACCACUAUCCAGAAUAACUAUGGCGCUGGAGUCUACUAUAAUCCAUUGAUCAUGUGUGAUGGUAGGCUUAUCAAAUACGGGGUCAUUAGCACUAACAGUUUGAUUGAAGAUCUUCUCAACUGGAAUAACUUGUAUGUUGCUGGACGACUCCAAAAACCGGUAAAAAUCAUAGCAAUGAAUGAGAAUGUUGCUCUUAGGUCAGCCCUUGAUAAAAAUCUGAAGAGUGCUGUGACCACAGCCUUCCUCAUGCUCCCUGAAAGCUUUUCUGAAGAAGACCUCUUUAUAGAGAUUGCUGGACUCUCUUAUUCAGGUGACUUUCGGAUGGUGGUUGGAGAGGAUAAGACAAAAGUGUUGAAUAUUGUGAAGCCCAACAUAGCCCACUUUCGUGAGCUCUAUGGCAGCAUACUACAGGAGAAUCCUCAAGUGGUGUAUAAGAUCCAGCACGGCAGACUGGAGAUAGAUAAAAGCCCAGAAGGACAAUUCACUCAGCUAAUGACAUUGCCCAAAACCUUACAGCAACAAAUUAAUCAUAUUAUGGACCCUCCUGGAAAAAACAGAGAUGUGGAAGAAACUUUAUUGCAAGUUGCUCAUGAUCCUGACUGUGGAGAAGUGGUGCGACUAGGGCUUUCAGCAAUUGUGAGACCUUCUAGUAUGAAACAGAGCACCAAAGGCAUUUUCACUGCUGAACUCCACUGGGCAGCACUGUCACGCACAUUUUCUGAAAGUCUGGACCUUGUGGGAAGAAGGUCUCUCUUCAUUUGAUGGCUGGACAGACGAAGAAGCAUCUUCACUUUCCAGUUCUCAAAUAUUUCUACAUAGUGUCAACAUAUUGAAAGGAAAUACAUAUUUUCUCUAUGCUUAUGGCUCUGAGGAAAGUAAUUAUUAACUCAGAAAGCAACCCUGUUGUUUAAAGGGAAAAAUGUGGCCUCUGGGUGUAAUCAGACCUGGGUUCAAAUCCUAACCCUACUGCUUAUCAGACCUCAUUUAUCUUCCAAGAAGUUGGACUUCCUCUUCUGGCAAAUAGGGAUAAUCACUACUUUGCAAGGGUUGGCAUGAGGUGCAGAUUAACUCACUAUGGUAGCAUUUUAUCCACCAUAAAGCUUACAUACUUCUUCCUUGAUGCAUCCCGGUGAGUAAGAAGAAGUGUGACUCCAAUUCCAAAGGACCACAAGGAAGGAUGGUAACACUGCACCAGUAUCUCCUGGUGUCCUACACUUCACCUUAGCAUCAAGUUCUCUAUAAUAACCCUGCAGGUAGGUGGUAAUUGUCCCAUCUGCUCCCUGCUCUUGUCACUGUACCUCUCAGAUUUAAGCUCAAGUUUCUAGUAUGCCAAGUCCUCAGUGGGCUUAGGGACAACAUUUAUUCUAAUACUGUUUUCUUAUCUGUAAAACAGCAGCAAUGUUAAUCCUGACAUCACACAGUGGCACCUCAACCCCGUUUUGGAGUUAGAUUAGCUCUGAAUACCUUUAGGAUUGAAUGGAACAACAUGCCUAGUAACACCUAGCUCAUCACAGCAGGAUCUCAGUAAAUAAUCAUGACAUCACCUCCACUGGCAUAGUGGAAUGAUUUUAAAACUUCUCAGCACAUGUGUCUCUUGAAAUUUGUGAUAGUUUAUAUAUGGAGAUGUGACUGCAGAAUGGCCAGGUCCUAGCCACCUUGACAAAAAAUUGUGACACAGUCCGGAAGACAUAAUCCAAGGGUGAAUUACUCACAUUCACAUGGCUAUCAGAAAUCUCGGGGCACCGGAUGGCUCAGUCCAUGGUGUGUGCAACUUCUGAUCUCGGGGUUGUAAGUUUGAGUGAAGAAAUUACUUAAAAAUAAAAUCUUUAAAAGAAAAAAAAACAAGAAAGAGAUCUCCAAGAUGGUGGCUGGGAAUGUGACAGAAAGGAAGAUGGUAAGCAGCAUUCCAAAGCCUGCAGGGAAUGUAGGGAGGCCAUUUGGAGACAGUAAUAAAAAAAAGUAUUCUGGCUCAUGGCCUGGGCCUCAAAGGGUGAGAGGUAAGGUCCAGGGGCAGUCUUGGGAGCCAGGAGAGUGCAGUCUCCACUCCUUGGCCUCUGGCAUGUGGUUACUUUGGAUGAGCUCCUGCUUUCUUUCUGCCCAUUGUACAAGUCAGCCUUGGGCUAGCCUAGCCAUCUAGUUAAGAGCCACUCUGGAACUCAGUUACUGCUUUUGUUGGCAGGGUGGGGAGCCUGUCUGGGUCAGCUUGGUUUGAUAGAGAAAUUUCCAGGUGCACAUACAAAGGGAAAGAUACCUUCCAAUUCCCAGGAAAGAAAAAAAAAAAAGAUACCUCCCAGAGCUGAGAUUUUGAAGAUGGUGAGAGAACUCUCCCUUGCUCUGUUUUGUCCAGGAAGCUUUCCUGUGCAUAAAUUGAGCAUUCACAGAGUCAGAGAACAAGGGUGCUCAGACCUGUUUUAGAUGGCAAGGCACCUGCAUGUCAGCGUCCUUUGCGGAAGAUGAUGAAACACUGGCAUUUCUAUGCCUCACUAUAUGAAUAAUGACUUAGCUCAUAAUAUAUUGAUGGAUUUUGCUUCUAGGUUGGGCUGGAAACAUCUGCUUAAUUAAUUGUGCAUACUGUUAUAAAAUAAAAUCACAGCUGUAAGCAUACUGUCUUAGGGGAGAAACAAGCAACUUCUAAGUGUCCAGUUUCCAAGUGUCUCCACAACAUUCAUUUCCAGUAUUCACUUGCCAGUAAGUUUGGAUAUUUUGCUAGUACCUGAUAGUAGUCAUCAAAGAAAAGUUCUGGGAGAAAAAAAAUUAACAAAAUACUAGCUUUUAGCUUUUUUUUUUUUUUUAUAGCAAAUCAAUAGGGAAAAAAAAGAUCACAUGCAAGGCACUUUGGAGU
Molecule: messenger RNA, 3375 nt
Organism: Mustela erminea (ermine)
Lineage: Eukaryota; Metazoa; Chordata; Mammalia; Carnivora; Mustelidae
Gene: TAMM41
Product: TAM41 mitochondrial translocator assembly and maintenance homolog
Exons: 9
Coding region: 267-1295 (342 amino acids)
Biological process (GO): cardiolipin biosynthetic process; CDP-diacylglycerol biosynthetic process
Cellular component (GO): mitochondrion
Molecular function (GO): phosphatidate cytidylyltransferase activity
Source: RefSeq, a predicted model, not a curated record